Molecule: messenger RNA, 1188 nt
Organism: Poecilia latipinna (sailfin molly)
Lineage: Eukaryota; Metazoa; Chordata; Actinopteri; Cyprinodontiformes; Poeciliidae
Exons: 6
Coding region: 188-814 (208 amino acids)
Source: RefSeq, a predicted model, not a curated record
UUUCCACAUUUUGCUGCUUAAAAAUCACAAACACCUGCUACCGCACUGAUUUAAACGAGUUGUCCUGCAGCUUCCAUUAUUUCACCCUAACAUUCAUGAACCAAAGGCAGCAGCAGAACUGAUGCCCUGCAGGAGAUGACAGCAGCAUUCACUUCCAGACCCCAGAAACACUGACGCACCAAACCCGAUGGCCCAGCUGACUCUGAGCUGCAUGAUGGACUCCAGCACGGAUUCAGACUCUGAGAUCACCCCCAGGUGGUCGGACACCAGCACUCUGGGAUGUGUGAGCAGCGCCCCAGAAAGCAGAACCUCCUGCCAGACAGUGGGGUUAACAUACAAGUCUGCAGGAAGACAUGGCUGCUGUUCGCUGUUUUUGGACCCGUACGAUGGGAGCUCAGAGGAUUCAGAGGAGUCAAAUGGUGCCAGCAGGGAGAAGAGGCAGCGAGGAAGAAGUCGCGUCUCUGGCCAGAGAAGGCGAUUGUUGCUUCACCACUCUGCCUCCCUAACAGUCAAUGAAAUGGUGACAAACGGCAGCAGAGACUCUUUAGCACAUCAUCCGUCUAGAGUUCAUCAAAGUAUAAGCUAUUUAACAAAGGGCAUCCAUGCUAUGGAUGUAGAGGUGCAGCUUGAUGGCUCCGGGUUGGAUGCAGGUUGCAGCCCUGGACUUCUCCCCCCAGAGGAAAGGAGCUCCCGUCAGAUCAGCAGCUGCUCAUCGCUCAGGCCGCUCUGCAAGAGGAAGGAGCCCCCACCUGGAGGACAGGUGGAGGCGGAGCCCAGGAAGAGGCAAUGUGUUAGAAACAUGGAGGAACAAUGAUGGAGGCUUCUGGUCAUGAAUGCUGUUAAGUCUCACUGUAUCCAGAGAUGCAAUAUGUGGGGAUGGGGGUUGUUUUGUUUUUGUUUUUUUACUGAAAUUGUUUAAUUCAACUUGUUUUGAUUUCCCAAGAAUAUUUAGAUUAAGUUUCAUUGUAGUGAUUAGAUUCCUCCUGACUUUUAAAAUUCCCUUAAUUUUAGCCAUAAUUUGGUCAAAUAAGUUGAAAUUUAUUUCAUUCACAGUGAUCAAAUGCGACCAAAUGAUUAACAUUCUCCAGGAAUUGCUAUUAACUUGGACCUUUACGUUGCUGUGAACCAAAGCUUUUACAUUUCAUUGUGUGGAGCAAAAAGGCUAAAUUAAAGAUCGUCACAUUUUAA